Molecule: messenger RNA, 1449 nt
Organism: Melampsora larici-populina 98AG31
Lineage: Eukaryota; Fungi; Basidiomycota; Pucciniomycetes; Pucciniales; Melampsoraceae
Exons: 15
Coding region: 1-1449 (482 amino acids)
Biological process (GO): transmembrane transport
Cellular component (GO): membrane
Molecular function (GO): transmembrane transporter activity
Source: RefSeq, a predicted model, not a curated record
AUGAGCCACGUCACGUCUUUCACCGUUCAUGAUAGUGAGGUGAAUGAUACUCAGGAAUCGGAUCGAAAAGAACCCGUGUCAGCUCCUACGGAUGAUGAUAAAAGAUUACUUAGAAAGAUUGACUUGUACCGUAUUGUGGAUAAAGCUACAUUAAAUUCAUCUUCGAUCUUAGGAUUGAACCGAUCUUUGAAAUUGUCUGCAGAAGAGUAUAAUUGGCUUGGGACUAUCUUUUUUGUUUCUUUUCUAAUCUUUCAGUUUCCACAAAACUUGGCUUUAAAGAGAUUCCCAACGGGGAUUUGGAUAGGAUUAAAUUGUCUGAUCUGGUCAAUUUCAAUAGGUGCACAAGCUGCUUGUAAGAAUUUUACUCAGAUCUUGGUUUGUAGAUUCAUCUUAGGUGCUUGUGAAGGUUGUGUGACACCUGGGUUUAUGCGGAUCACCGGAUUAUUUUAUACACACAAGGAGCAAAGUACAAGAACCGCUUACUGGUUUUUCAUGUCUGGAGUUUCUCAAAUCCUGAGUGGUCUAAUGAGUUAUGGAGUUCUACACAUCAAAAGCAAAUUAACGCUUUGGAAGCUUUACUUUAUCAUAACCUCAUCUCUCACAUUCGUCAUAUCUAUCUUAAUCAUAAUCUUUUUUCCUAGUUCACCAAAUACUUCUUGGUUUUUGACCAAAUCACAAAGAGAAAGAGCUAUUAAUCGAAUCAAAUCUAAUCAAUUAGGAGUUGAGGAGAAAUCGUUUGAUUUUGAUCAAGUUAAAGAAGCUUUUAUAGAUAUUAAAACAUGGAUUUGGUUCUUGUUUUGUAUCUCGGUUUCGAUUCCAAAUUCAUUGGGAAAUCAAGUAGCCAUCAUUGUAGUCUCUUUUGGUUAUACGAUUGAACAAACUACUCUUUUGAGUUGUUGUUUUGGUUUAGUUACUAUCGUAUCUAUGUUAAGUGCGGUGAAAUUGAUUGAUAAGACUCAAGGUUCCAGAGGUUUCAUAGGAGCUUGUUGGUAUUUACCAAGUAUCUUAGGAGCUAUUCUAGUGAUCACUUUACCAUGGAAUAAUAGGAUUGGAUUACUCGCUUCGAUCUUUUUGGCUAGUUUGUCUUCUACUCCUUUUGUGAUUAGUCUUGGUUGGAUUAACUCGACUACUGCAGGUCACACAAAAAGAUCUGUAGUUCAAGCAAUCGUUCUGAUUGGUUAUUCGAUUGGUAAUAUUCUAGGACCUCAAAUGUGGAAAGAAAGUUAUAAACCCAAAAAUCAAAUCCCAUGGAUCAUCAUCAUCAUUUGUUUUGGAAUUUGUUUUUUAAUCUUAAUUGGAAUGAGUGAAUAUCUUAAGUAUCAAAACUUGAUGAAACUUUCGAAACCUGGUAAUGUUGGAGGAGGUUUUAAUUCAAAAUCAAUUGCGAAUGAUGAAAUCAUGAAAGAUUUAACUGAUCUUCAAAAUCCUGGAUUUCUUUAUGUUCAUUGA